AUGGAGAGUAGCGUUCAGCCGCACCCGAAUCAAGGCGCAACAAUCCCCGUUCCCUCACCCACAACUCCAUUCUGGCGCAGUCAGAAACAUCACCUCGAUAGUCACCGCAGCACGCCCGAUCUGCCAAAGGAGCAAGACAUUGUCAUUGUGGGCGCCGGGUUCUCUGGGGCCUCUUGCGCAUAUUACAUCUCCCAGCUCAUGCAAUCUGCCACUUUGCCGCCACGCACCACAUGCACAAUUCUCGAGGCGAGAGACGCCUGCUCCGGUGCCACGGGUCGAAAUGGAGGUCAUUUGCGUCCAGACUCGCUGGCCACGUUUCAGAGGUAUGCGCCGACAUACGGCGUCCAAGCGGCCAGUGAUAUUGCGCUCUUUGAGUUGGACAAUUGCAGGGCAGUCAGAGACAUCAUUAGGGCGGAGGAAAUCGCCUGCGACUACACGGAAGUCAUUUCCUCCAGCGUCUUCUUGGACGACUCUCAAGCCGAGGAGGCAAAGAGGCUACUCGGCGAGCUCGUUGCUGAGGGACACGACAUUUUGCAAAAGUUCAAGUAUUAUCAAGGUCAACAGGCCGAAGAAGUAUCUGGGGUGAAUGGUGCCAAGGGGCCGACCACGUUUCAAGCAGCAUGUCUUUGGCCUUACAAACUAGUCAUGCAUCUCCUUGCCGUCGCCACCUCCAAGGGCGUUCAUCUCCAAACCAAUACUCCCGUCUUAGCGACCUCCAACGACCCGGAUGUCAACGGAUACUGGACUUUAUCUACACCUCGUGGUGAUUUAAGGGCAAAAAAGAUUAUUUUUGCAACCAACGGCUACACAAGCCACUUGCUACCUCAAUACAGCAGUGCCAUUGUGCCAGUCCGCGGUAUCUGCAGCCAUAUCAUCUCUCACGCAGGCACUCCCUCCGUAUCAAAGACUAUCAUGACAAUGGGCAUCAAGCAUGGCCCCGGACAGCACGACUACCUCAUAACAAGACCAGACCGGAGCAUAAUUGUCGGUGGUGCAUGGAAAGCGGUUCGUCGCGGCCCAAGAGAAGACUGGCACAACGUCACCGAUGAUUCGCGAUUGAUUCCCAUUGCAGAAAACUACUACAAUGGUUUCAUGAACCGGACCUUCAAGUCUUGGGAAAAGACAAAAGCAGACGUAGAUUACCUCUGGACUGGAAUCAUGGGGUACACUUCCGACGAAGUUCCCCAUGUAGGCCAAAUACACGAAAAGCCUGGCCAAUAUUUAUGCGCGGGGUUCAAUGGGCAUGGCAUGCCGCAGGUUCUUUUGUGUGCCAGGGCCACAGUCAAGAUAGCGCUCGAAGGUUGCGGUUUUGCUGAAACAGGUGUUCCACCGGUGUUCAAGACCAGCGUCGAGAGAACCGCUGCUGCAAAGAAGUGA
Pochonia chlamydosporia 170 is the source of this 1377-nucleotide messenger RNA. Its product is annotated as FAD dependent oxidoreductase superfamily protein. The record is from RefSeq and is a predicted model, not a curated record. The coding region runs from base 1 to 1377 and encodes 458 amino acids. The transcript is spliced from 4 exons. Lineage: Eukaryota; Fungi; Ascomycota; Sordariomycetes; Hypocreales; Clavicipitaceae. Gene Ontology annotation, molecular function: oxidoreductase activity. Gene Ontology annotation, cellular component: cytoplasm.